Molecule: messenger RNA, 927 nt
Organism: Monosiga brevicollis MX1
Lineage: Eukaryota; Choanoflagellata; Craspedida; Salpingoecidae
Exons: 5
Coding region: 15-845 (276 amino acids)
Source: RefSeq, a predicted model, not a curated record
CGUUGAUUGGGGCGAUGGCCAUGGCACAGGCAGAGGUGGUGGCGGGUGGAGCUUCUUCGCUGCUGUGUGAUCUCUGGGCACAGCUUACUGCCAACGAGCGAGUGCCCUUGGUCGCCCCCUUGAUGGCUCGCUUUGAUGCCUGGCUCGACGCUGAAGUUGGCGCACAGCAUGAUCCACCCACGGCAGCCAGCUGGCCGCUUAUGCCCCUGCUAAAUGUGCUGGCCGCCCGCGUCGUUGGUCUCUUGACCACGGGUCAGGCACCUGAGCUACAUACCACCCAAGCUGAACUGAGUGCUCUUCAGACGAGCGAAGCAAGCCAUCUGGAUGCAACUGCCCAACAACAGCUCCGGGACCUUGGUGCCCUGCCGGCCACGGCUGCGGCGAUGCAGGAUGCUGCUCGCAUCUGCCUUGGCAUCAGCUCCUGGCCGCUCUUGCGCAUGCUCCUGGGAUUACGCACUACUCAGGGCAGCCUACCCCUGCUGCCCCCACCCCUCAGUGUCUGCCUUGCCACCUUCAAUGCGCUUCACAAGCCCGACUCGGCCGCUCGCUUGAGCCAAGGGGCCCGCGCUCUGUCCAAGCACUGCCACCGCGACACCUCGUCCCAGUUUUGGGGGGUCGCUCGUGGACCUGAACCGGCCCAAAAUGAACAUGCCCUUGAGGUGCUGGCCCGACUCGUCACCAACGUGGCUUGGAUCAACGUGCAUGAGCUGCCCCACGCCACGCAGGUCGUUGAGAUUCGCAAUGCCGAGGGCUAUGGCAUGCGCUGGUCGGCUGAUGGACGAGACUUUCGUGGUUUUCUAGAGCCACAGAUGGUCGAUGGUCAUGAGCAAGGAUGGCGCCAUUGAGCCGGCGCCGCAACUAACAGACUUUUUUUACCAGAUGCCCACUUGACCGAUCACUGUUUUAAUCGACCGAUAUCAAUUUUCA